UACAGUAUUGGGAGUUCCCUCUACAGAAGGCUCUCAGUGGGCGGAGGGUUUAUAAAACGGGGGCGGUUUUGUGCAGUUGUUUAAGAUCUAUCGGGAUUCGAUUCUACUGAUGGAGAUUCAUGGCAUGUGGAAAUCGGUAUUGGACUUUUGGAAUUUGAGGGAGAGUGUGAAGACCACUCAUCGUGAGACGGAGGAGUUUAGGCGGACGGCGGUGAGGAGAAAGUCGAAGGGAAUACCGCGGGAGACUGAAGUGUCUCCUAAACCUGCCCAUCUCCAGAGCCCUGGGGAGUGCCCUGUCACGGGGCCAGAAGGAGCUCUACUCACAGGGACGGGAUCAGGACCCCAAGCUAGGGGGCUAACGGGCCACAGCCCAGGAAAAUGUCAUGGGACCAGGCCGAGGCACAGCCAAGUGAAGGGGGUACCACCAGGGACCCAGAGCCCAGGAAAGAGACUAGGUGUCCACAGCCCAGGGAAGCGCUCCAAACUAGGAUCUCAGUCCACAGGGAAGGGAGCAGGAUCUAGGCUGAACCAGCUGAGAAGCCCUGGGGCCAGGAUGAAGAGACAUGGUCACAUGGCAGGAUCACCCUGCAGCCUGCCUGACCUCAUUCACCUUGAGGAAAACCAGUCUGUGCUCAGAUCAGCUAACAGCAGCCCAAUGCAUACCACCACCUCUAUAAGCCUAGACCAGCCUAGAGACCCAGACAGUGGGUCUACCGACAGCUCCCACACAGGACUGGAUGCUCACAGACACAGUCCAGACAGGGCAGUAGUAGUGGCACACAGGGAGGGCAGAGCGAGGGAAAUCUCUCCCAUAAAUAUGAAUGGUUUGGACCUGAUGAGGGACGCUGUACUGGUCGAUGGCCAUGUAGGAGACGGAGGGAAGGUGGAUACAGGGCUCGAUGUGGACCUGUCCCCCUCUCACAGAACUGGGACUGAGGAGGCCAAGCUUCAGGAGAGCUCUACAGAUGAGAAGAAGAUGGAGGGAGGGAGUGAGGAGGUGAGGGUGCAGGACUCCACUGAACAGAAGCUGUAUAAGAUUGCCAACGAGCUUCUGCUCACAGAGAGGGCCUAUGUUGCUCGCCUUCACCUGCUAGACCAGGUGUUCUGUGCCCGGCUGACUCAGGAGGCCGGUAAAGGCUUGUUCCCUGUAGAUGUGGUGAGGACCAUCUUCUCCAACAUCUCCUCUAUCCACACCUUCCACAGCCAGUUCCUACUGCCAGACCUGGAGACGCACAUGGGCCAAUGGUCUGUGAGCCCUCGUCUGGGUGAUGUCAUGCAGCAGCAUGCUCCCUUCCUCAGGAUGUAUGCUGAGUACGUGAUGAGCUUCAACCACGCCAUGGAGCUGCUUAGAGUCUGGACGGAGAGGUCCGCACCAUUCAGGAACGUCAUACAGGAUAUACAGAGUCAGGAGGUGUGUGGUAGUCUGACCCUGCAGCACCACAUGUUGGAGCCGGUCCAGAGACUACCUCGUUAUGAGAUGCUGCUGAGAGACUACCUCAAGAGAUUGCCUGAUGAUGACUCGGACCACAGUCAUGCAGAGAAGUCUCUGCAGGUCAUUUCUAUGGCAGCAACGCACUCCAACAGUGCCAUCCGCCAAUCAGAGAAUCUGAAGAAGCUGCUGGAGAUCUACGAGAUGUUGGGGGGGGAGGAGGAGGACGUGAUGAACCCCUCCAAUGAGUUCAUCCGGGAGGGACGUAUCCUGAUGCUGGCUGCCAGGCACUCCGCCAUGGAGCGACACCUCUUCCUGUUAAACAACAUGCUGCUGUGCUGCACUCCUCGGUUCAGCCUGGGGGGGCAGCGCUUCACCGUGCGGACACGGAUUGACGUGGAGGGCAUGACGGUGCAGCGCACCACCAACGAACACCACCCCCACACCUUCCAGGUAUCUGGCAAGGAGAGGACCCUGGAGAGAACCCUGGACCUACAGGCCAGCUCUGAACAAGACGAAGAGGACUGGAUAAAGGCUUUUCAGGACACCAUUUAUGUUUUCCAGCAGAAGAAUGAGACUUUUAAGUCAGCUUCUAAAGAAGUAGAGGUAUCUACUGAGGAGCUGGGUCGGCGUGCCCCUCGAUGGAUCUGGGACAAUGAGGUGACCAUGUGUAUGAAGUGUAGCGAACCCUUCAACGCCCUCACCCGAUGGAAACACCACUGCAGAGCCUGUGGCUGUGUGGUGUGUUGGAGGUGUUCAGACAACAAAGUAACUCUGGAGUACGAUGGCAACAAGGUGAACAAGGUGUGUCUAGACUGCCACUCCGCCCUGACCCUCCGGGCCAACAGAGGGGAGAGGGGAGAGGUCAAGGAGGGGGGGCAUUCUAGAGGUUCCACACCCCACCUCCCCAUUUCCAUCCCUACCCUUUCCCCAGGAUCUGAAGGCCUUGUCUAGGGUCCCCUUGCAGGGGAUGGGUGACUGCGGUUGUCAAUGAAAAUGGGAUGGUGGUUAAUGGGAUGACAACGCUAUGGUUGGCAAGGGGACUUUCAUCAUUGGCAACGGAAGUGUCACUGAUAAUGGUUACGGGAGUGUCUCCAAUAGAAACGGGUUGGCUGUCAAUGACAGUGAGGAGGCUCGCUUGAACAGCCUCAGUGUUCACACACUAUCCCCAAGUGUCUGUACUUGUGAUCAGUGUUAUGGCCUUAAUGAGAUAGUGAGCUCCAACAGUAUUGGGACAGUGACAAUGUUUAAGUGCAGACGGGGGGGACACGUUUAGAAAUUACAGCACUUUUUGUACAUAGUCCCCCCCCCCCAUUUUAGGGGACCAAAAGUAUUGGGACAAAUUC
This is a messenger RNA of Oncorhynchus tshawytscha (Chinook salmon), 2775 nucleotides long. Its product is annotated as FYVE, RhoGEF and PH domain-containing protein 4. Gene Ontology annotation, biological process: filopodium assembly; cytoskeleton organization. The coding region runs from base 110 to 2383 and encodes 757 amino acids. Gene Ontology annotation, molecular function: guanyl-nucleotide exchange factor activity; metal ion binding. The record is from RefSeq and is a predicted model, not a curated record. Lineage: Eukaryota; Metazoa; Chordata; Actinopteri; Salmoniformes; Salmonidae. The transcript is spliced from 13 exons. Gene Ontology annotation, cellular component: cytoplasm.